AUGUUGUUGCCCUGGAAGGUCCAUGCAUUGCUGGCUUAUUUUCUUCUUAGUGUGGCCUUAAUCAUUCAAUUCUAUGGUCGAGGGCGUCUUUCUGCCACGAAUAACGAGUUAUAUACAAGGAACAUUGGUCACUACAACAGGGAUUUGGAAACCAGUUCUGUAAGUGUUUUGAUCACUACCAGGCGUGAACGCGACGAAGAGCAGUCAUGCGAUUGCGAGAAAAGGAAGCACACAUAUGGGCCAUUGAACGAAAGUGCCCGGCUGCGAAGACAAAAUCAACUUGAAGAAUGGCAUCGUUUAGAGAAGGAAACGCUGGAACCAACUGUAAUGUGUCCACCCACCUCCCCUUUCAGCUUUGUAGGUGGUGGUACAACUGUGGAACCUUUGCAACGCAUCAAUAUGGCGACAAUGUUAGCGGUGGAUAACGAUCACUGGAAUUAUCAUCAGCAAAAUAACAAAUCGAAGACGAAAAUAAAAAUAAUAUCAACAAAAUCGUACGGAAUUUUUGAAGUUGCGGGUGAGUUACUAAACCAGUUUUCAUUAAUUGGAAUUGAUUCGUCUUCGCUGACGAUCGUGGUACGCCCGUCAACGAAUGUCGAUGAAAUUAACGCGUUAUUUGCCAGCCUCUAUUACCGAAGCGUGAAAUACGAUAUUCAAAUUCGCGAUAUUGUGUCGAUUGAGAUGUUUGGUUACACCAUUGAAAUUCACAUUCGAGUUCAACGAAAACCGUUUCCACGGUUGUAUGACGUUUCCCGCGACGACCAUAUUAGUAAGAAAAUAACAAUUAUAACUAAAACCUUUAUGAGAGCCAGCUCUUUAUUUGAACUAAUUAAAAGUGUCAGGAUAUUUUAUCCCAAUAUCACAAUCGUUGUUGCCGAUGACUCUCGUAUUCCCCUGAAUAUAACUGAUGCGUACACGAAGUAUUACGUCAUGCCAUUUGCAGAAGGUUGGUUUGCUGGAAGAAAUCUGGCAUUAAGCCAAGUAAGGACAAAGUACUUUCUGUGGGUUGACGAUGACUUCAUUUUUAGCAAGGAUACGAAAUUAGAGAAAUUUCUAGAAAAACUGGAGGCCAACCAUGUGAAUGUUGACAUUGUCAGUGGUGUGGUACAUGUCGAGUAUUAUGGCGGGCAUAAAUCCUAUAAACAAACUAAUAAAACCUACGAACGGUUUUACAAAGAUGGCGGCUAUUGCGUCCAUCAAAAAGAAAGUAAUUACGGACAAUUGGAUGGAUUCCCACAGUGCGUAAAAACGGACAACGUCUUAAACUUCUUUAUGGCAAAAACUAUCCCAGCGCGACGAGUUGGUUUCGAUCCCGCGCUGGAACGAGUCGGACAUUUCGAAUUUUUCUGGGAUGGUCUUGGUCAGCUGCGCGUCAUUGCCUGUGAUGACGUCAGCGUACUGCAUCGGCCGCGCGCGCCUGGCAAGUAUUACAGCUACCGUUACGAAGAGGAUUUGAACCACUCUGUUUACGAGAACAGGAUGUUGUAUUCAAUGUUUAAAAAUAACUUGAAUUGUGUCAAGGAACAUGUUGCAAUCUGGGAUGAUGAACAACUUAUAAACAAUAUUGAAAAAAG
Molecule: messenger RNA, 1574 nt
Organism: Saccoglossus kowalevskii
Lineage: Eukaryota; Metazoa; Hemichordata; Enteropneusta; Harrimaniidae
Product: beta-1,4 N-acetylgalactosaminyltransferase 2
Source: RefSeq, a predicted model, not a curated record